AUGAACAACAAAAUGAACUACCCGUCACCUGAUAUGACUCCUGAACAACUCCAAAAACUUUUGCCGUAUAAAAAGUCUGAAGACUCGAUACAUUUUAGUCUGCCGGAUAACUUUGUUCCUGGAUCCAUCGCUUUCGCCAACUUUCCUGUCAGACCCAACAUGCGUAAACAGACAAAUAAACCAAAUAAAAAAACACAUAAUCACUCCACCUGGACUCAAAGUGAAGCAAAAAGAAUCUAUGUAAAAAAAACGAUGAAUUUAUAUCAUUGGACACAGCCUGAACUCCCCACAGACUUUGUUCGAAAAAUCAUUUCAGAUAGUUGGGAUAAUAUGACUGUCGAUGAAAAACAAGUGUACGAAAAACAGGCAAACGGCGAAUACGGGCCCUUGAUGGUUCACCCUCACUUGUCACUUAUGUAUCAAUGUGGACAGCUAGGAAAGUUUUCCAAGCAACCAGAAUAA
Myzus persicae (green peach aphid) is the source of this 462-nucleotide messenger RNA. RefSeq lists its product as uncharacterized. The coding region runs from base 1 to 462 and encodes 153 amino acids. NCBI's taxonomy places the organism in Eukaryota, Metazoa, Arthropoda, Insecta, Hemiptera, Aphididae. The transcript has 4 exons. The record is from RefSeq and is a predicted model, not a curated record.